UGCCCGCAGUCCCCGCGUUCACCUCCCGCCGGCAGCGCCGUUCCCGGCCCCGGCUCCCGCGCAGCCGCAGGGCGGAGAAGCCCCGGCGCGUCCCGCGGCCGCCAUGGGCGUGCUGCCGGUGCCGGCGGAGGUGCGAGUCAUCCUGCUGGACAUCGAGGGCACCACCACCCCCAUCGCCUUCGUCCAGGAGACCCUGUUCCCUUACAUCAAAGACAACGUGAGGGACUAUCUGCGUGCUCACUGGGAGGAGGAGGAGUGCCAACGGGACGUCGGACUGCUGAGGAAACAGGCUCAGGAGGAUUCCAGCUUGGAUGGGGCCACGCCAAUCCCUUUGGAGAGUGGAAAUGGGGAAGAGGAGCUGGAGAGGAUCAUCCAGGCAGUGGUAGACAACGUGCACUGGCAGAUGUCUCUGGACAGGAAGACCACAGCCCUGAAGCAGCUGCAGGGGCACAUGUGGAGGGCAGCCUAUGCAACCGGGCACGUCAAAGGAGAAAUCUUCGAGGAUGUGGUUCCAGCCAUCAGGAAGUGGAGGGAAGCAGGGAUGAAGGUCUACAUCUACUCCUCAGGCAGCGUUGAAGCCCAGAAGCUUCUGUUCGGGUACUCUACAGAAGGUGAUAUCCUAGAGCUCUUUGAUGGCCACUUUGAUACCAAAAUAGGCCCCAAAGUAGAAAGUGAGAGCUACAGAAGGAUUGCUGCCAGUAUCGGGUGUGCCACCAACAACAUCCUCUUCCUGACAGAUGUCCCUCGAGAAGCCAGUGCAGCUGAGGAAGCAGACACUCACGUGGCUGUGGUGAUCAGACCAGGCAAUGCUGGACUGACGGAUGACGAGAAGUCAUAUUACAGCCUCAUCUCAUCUUUUGCUGAACUUUUCCUGCCUUCCUCCACUUAGGGAGAGUGGUGCAUGCAGAAAAGACUGUAUUUCACCUGGCUUGUCCUCGUGUAACAUUAGGUAAUUUUAUCCAUUAUCAGAAUUUUAGACCAAACCCACAUCAUGUCUUUUACCCGUGACUAGGGCAGGCUGGUAUGGAUGGACAGUGUGGUGUGGGGUCCCUCAUGCCCUACUGUUUCUCCCCUUUCCCAGCUACCAGUGAGCUCAGGGAUGCUUCCUUCAGACUCACCCACUGAAAUCUGGUGCCUCACCACAAGGUCCAUCGUUUUCAGAAACAGUUUGCAAACAAGCUGUAUGUUCCCCUGACCCAGAGGAACCUCUGGAGACCACACAGGCUCUUCCCUGCUCAUAUGGUUGGUGGCCAAGUCAAAACUCCCAAAGCUAGGGUGAGGACACCCAAACGAAAAUGCCAAAUGUGGGCUAUAAAACAGGAGAUUUGUGCUGCCACAGAAAAAGCCAGUCCUUGCAGACAAGCUCUUUAGACCAGGAACAACUUAAACUGGUGAAAAUCAGUACAACUGGCAUAUGGAAGCUGCUUAGAGCUACACAGCCAGCACACCAGAAUGAAGUAUAUAUAAAUACAGCUUGAAAAAUUAAAUCCUAGCCCCACCUGCAUGCUGCCUCAUGGUGCUGGGCCAUGGGAUCCAACUGGCUGAGCAUACUUCAAGAACGUGGUCAUGCUGACUGAUCUCCCUUAGCCCUAACCUGUGGAGCUCCUUCUCAGCAGCCAACACCAUCCUAGCACACAUUGGUAGCACUGGUCAGCUGUGAGCAGCCACGACAAACUCCUGAGGGACACAUCCUGAAUGCAUUUAAUGAGAAUUAAAACCCUGACUUUUUCACCUACCUACAUCGUGCCCGUGUCUAUGGUCAUGGAGCUUUUCCUAACAUCGUAAAUAAAAACAUAACUUGUUUUCAUUGUUAACUCCAUCCCAGUAUUUAGCCUUCCUGUGUAUCACCAGUGAUCCCAGCACCUACAGGCCAGUCUCUUUUAUCUGUGAACACUUCAUUUUCCUGCUUCAUCCUCCCCGGUCCAUUCUCUAAGGCAGACAAUCCUGUCCUGCUGAGGAGCUGUCUUACCUCCAUGGCCAUCUUAAUGAUUUCAGUAGGGCUUCAGUGGGAGUGCAGGAGUGAGAGCCACAGUUGUGUUGUUCCCAGCAAUAAUGGAGGCAGAAGCAGUCUGAGACCCCAGUUCCCUGCUGCUGGCAUUGUGUGCAUGGGUGUCACUUGCUACUUUCUCAUUUCUGCACAGCUGCUCUUCAGCUGACCCUCACACAUGGCUGAAAUAGAAUAUUGACCUGUCUGUUGCCUUCCUCAGCUCUGAUCUACACCUACAGCUACCCCUGCUGAGGGAGGCUGCUGUGUAGAGAGCAAGCAAGAGACAGGCAUUUUGGGAGGAAACCACAUCAUGCCAGCAUUGCCCUUCUAAAACUUGGAUGGUAGCAGAUAAGGCUGUGAGGCAGCUAGUCUGGAUGCCCUUCUGGGCUGCAUCCUGAGUGUCAUCCUAGCACUGUUACACCAAGUCUGUGUGCAUGGCUGAAUAGUCCCUGGCUUCCUCAAGUGUUAAUUUGAAUCAUGACACUGUAAAUACUCACCUUUUGUUCUGCUUUUCCCAUCAGAAAUCUCUGCAUGGGAUAGGCGACAAAAAUAAAGAUCACUUCCUUCAUCAAA
Molecule: messenger RNA, 2560 nt
Organism: Apus apus (common swift)
Lineage: Eukaryota; Metazoa; Chordata; Aves; Apodiformes; Apodidae
Gene: ENOPH1
Product: enolase-phosphatase 1
Exons: 6
Coding region: 104-889 (261 amino acids)
Molecular function (GO): acireductone synthase activity; magnesium ion binding
Source: RefSeq, a predicted model, not a curated record